GUCACGCCUGCUGUAGGAUUAACUUACCCCGUUGAUGCUAUUACAUCACUUGAAGCAGCUAUGAUGUCAACUUGCAUUCCUGGUACUACUUGUACUGAUAGACCAGCUUCUAGCUGCGUCUCUACUUGACCUGACUACCUGACUAUUUGCAACAUCUUCUUUCUCAGAGAAACGUUGACUAUACACCGUCUUUCUAGCAUCAAGAAACCGUUCUCUACGACACGAUACGAACAACAGUCAAUCAAAAUGUCCUCCUCACUAUUUCUCCGCCGGUCCCUCUUGCGCCCAUCUACUUUCUCUCCUGCACGAACACCAGCGAUUCGAGCCUCCCUCCGUCAAACCUAUGCCACCACCACCAAAGGAGACAGCAAGUCCGCCACGAGCCUGGGUACAUCUUCCCCAAAACCCAGCGACAGCGAGGCCGAGGGCGAUGUCAAGUCGAGUCGGUCUCUGGACGGAAAGAAGCAGGAAAGUGGCAGCAGCGUUCAGCAGCCAGUUAGUGAAACUGGGGAAACAUGGGACGAGGAAGGAAGCGCCGCAGGCACGAAAGACCCGAACAAGCCUGCGGGCCAGAAGAGAGAGGAGAUCCUGAAGGAGGGACAGAAGCCUCUUGAUUCGGCGGAUAAGCCUGUUGAGGGUUCACGAUCAUGAGUGCUAGCCGAGGAAGGGUGUUCACUAUGCCAUAAUGCGGAGCUAUGAGAGCAGACAGGUGCCAAAAUAUCAAUAAGAGUGGAAUACUUGCGCGGUGAUCGUACAAAUGCUCCUGCCUUGAAUCUACUGCUUCCAGAUCGACAUGCUACAUCGCUGAUAUAUCAUGAUAUACUGAAAGCCCCCUCGUGCGUUCUCAUCUGCCUGUGAUGCAGUCUUUUACCCAACUGGCCGUACCCAUCCUGGAUUUGACACCAGGUCAUGCUUUGUCUCGUCAAUGCCAGACAAAGAAC
Messenger RNA from Exophiala viscosa, 941 nucleotides. RefSeq lists its product as uncharacterized. NCBI's taxonomy places the organism in Eukaryota, Fungi, Ascomycota, Eurotiomycetes, Chaetothyriales, Herpotrichiellaceae. The record is from RefSeq and is a predicted model, not a curated record. The coding region runs from base 247 to 651 and encodes 134 amino acids. The transcript has a single exon.